AUGUUCAUCAUCGAUUCAACUUAUUUCAACACUCAAGAUUCGAUUUAUGAACACCGUGACAGCAAUGAGAAUUAUUUUGCAAGAAACCGAUCCAUCAUCACACAUUCCCAUAUUCCCAUUCUUGAAGCUUCCCGUCUUUCUCAAUACAAUGCAGAUGAUCAGCAAAUUAUUGCACACAAUAACAUGCUCGUUCGACAACCAUGUCAUCAUAUGUUGGAUGACGAAGAAUGUGUCCUCUUCCUAGCUCCCAAAAACAUUCUGGGAUUUUGGUUGGUGAAAGAUUAUACCAUGGUCAUCAUUCAUCUUGGGAAUGAAAUUACACUUCUCGAUUUGAGAACGAAUUUAGAAAUAUCAGCUCAAGGUCUUGAUCGUUUCAAUUCCUACCUUAACGAUCUCUCUUCAAAAGAAGUAGAUGUAUAUUUUGAUAAAAUCACUCAACAACUUGUGAUAGCAACCAUGGACAAAGAAGAAGAGCCACCACCAUCCAUCACAUCUCUUCAACUACAUCCUCCACGGAUUCAUUGCUGCUUUUCAUUACAAAUUCUAGAAAAGAAUGCAUUCCAAGACCUCUCAGUUCGGAAAUAUGCCAACAAAUCGAAUACCUCGGUGGGCAAUUACCUGAACAUAUCUAUACCGAGUUGCAUUAUGGACAACAAACCGUACUCUCGAGAGCCUUAA
Molecule: messenger RNA, 678 nt
Organism: Naegleria lovaniensis
Lineage: Eukaryota; Heterolobosea; Eutetramitea; Acrasida; Naegleriidae
Exons: 1
Coding region: 1-678 (225 amino acids)
Source: RefSeq, a predicted model, not a curated record